GAUAUUUGUCGCCCGUGCACCUGUUCUCACCUGAGACAGCCUCGCAAUAAGGUAAGCACUGCCUCAGGAAGGUUCCGUCUGUUUCAAUUUCCAGGGGAGUAAAAAGGUCAACGUCAGACUUGAAGGUAGAUCCAAGAGGAAUAAAUGGGACUGCACCUGCAAAUCACAAUACACCUGUUACUGCUUGUGCACACUUUUAACUUGGCCUCGCUUCAACAGUCAACAAAAUCUCCGAAGCACACAAUUGAUAGCAACUGGUUGCGUGGGGAGAACUUUAACGCAACAGAUUCUCAGAGGCCCACGAUUGAUAAAAGCUGGUUGCGUGAGGAGAUCUUUAACGCAACAGAUCCUCCAAGGCACACAAUCGAUAAAAGCUGGUUGCGUGAGCAGAAUUCUGACGCUGAAGAGGAAGGACAAAACGAACAGCCAGGUGACGUGUCUCCUACAGAAUCAAGCAACGAUUUAGGUGCCGUUGUGCCUAAUGACGGUGAUCAUGUGGACAGUCAAGAGCAGGGUGAAAAUAAGACAUCAGAUGAUCAGUCGGUUGCCAUAACUACCGAGCCUCCCACAUCCCCAAAGGCCAGCCAAGACCAACCUGAGCUGACGAAUAGAACUGGCAACUUCACAAACGGAGAAUCAAGCCAAACCAACAUCACUGGAAAUGAGGAGUUGGAUAACUCAACCACACCCCGUAUGACCCCGCCCAGUGAUCCGAUCGAUGGCAACUCCACCACCGUUCCGGAUUUUACCAAUCCCGCUCCUGUGAAUACCACUACCUUGUCACCCGGGAUAAUUAAUCCAAAUGAAAACAUGACAACAGGAAACAACACAGAGUCAACCAAUACAACGGAAUCUACGACCACAACUGUGACAACCACCACGACAACCGAGAUGAACAAAACAUCUGCAACACCUUCAUCCACGGAAGUGUUGCCUCCUGAUCCCGCCGAAUUCUUUCCUGAAGUGACAACAACCGUUGCUCCAGAAACACCUGCGGCCAACCUGGAUGAUAAACAGGCAUCCAGUGGGGGCAGCUCAGAAAGAGGUUUUGCAUCAGAGGCGAGCAAACGGCGCGAAGCGUGGGGAGCCGUGUUGGGAACAGCAGUGGUCGUGUCCGUUGUGGGAUUGGUGGCGUACGUCGUCUUGAAAAGGAAACACCAGAAAGGUUUCUCUCACAGGAAACUGGUGGAGGUGUUCCCCACUGAACCAGUUCUCAGACUGGACACCAGCGAGCCUUUGGAUCUGAACUACGGUGGCACGGCUUAUUACAACCCUGGACUUCAAGGGGACAGCAUUCAAAUGAGCAACUUCCCAAGACACAAGGCUCAGUAGAAGGACUCACGGAUCACUCUUGGAAAAAAGAACAUUCCAUGUGGAGUUUUGUCAAUAUGACUUUUUGUGGGAGAAAUUUAAAGAUGAGUUAGUCGCUUGAAGGUUUGCCGCGCAAAACUCUACUUGUUAGAAUGUUUUAGUAGCCAACAUCUGCCCGUCUUUUAUUCGUUUUUCCAAAGAUAAUGCAAUGCAUUGUCAUACUAUCAAACUGUUAUUAAUAAAUUAGCCACUCCGAGAUUUGGCAGGAUUCUUUUGAAAGUUGCGACAAAAGUUGCG
Molecule: messenger RNA, 1608 nt
Organism: Entelurus aequoreus (snake pipefish)
Lineage: Eukaryota; Metazoa; Chordata; Actinopteri; Syngnathiformes; Syngnathidae
Gene: muc15
Product: mucin 15, cell surface associated
Exons: 4
Coding region: 145-1332 (395 amino acids)
Source: RefSeq, a predicted model, not a curated record